Molecule: messenger RNA, 4700 nt
Organism: Chara braunii
Lineage: Eukaryota; Viridiplantae; Streptophyta; Charophyceae; Charales; Characeae
Source: the annotation of a GenBank genome assembly
CAUCAGAUACAGUGCCACGUCAGACAAAGUGCCACGUCAGCAGUGCCACGUCAGCAACAUGACGGGCCUGCCAGGGCAACUGCCCAACGAGUCCCUUGCAGCCUACAAGCAGCGGUUCCAGGCUCAGAUAGAGGCUGAGGAACAACGCCAGCUGGCAGCCGAGGCUGCCCGCGUACAGGCUGAAGAGGCAGCAGCAGCAGAGCAACUGCAGCUACAGGCCGAUGCAGACGCAGAUGCCCAGGCUCGCCGCAAGGAAGCCCAAGAUCUGCUGCAGCGACAUGAAGCCAACAGCAUCGACAGACUCAAGUUCUGGCAUUUUGAACCGAACGGCGACGAGGCAACACCGGAAGAGAAGCACAAGGAGUUCCUCUCCAAACUCGUGACGCGGUUGUUGUAUGCUUGCAACUACCAACGGUCAGAGUUGGAGAGACAGUACCAAUACCUGACGCAACAGCAGCAGGAGUUGGCACAGCUCCGCCGCAUAGUGCAGAGCCACGAGGAUGCAACAUGGGCACUCAAUGCCCGAUUGCUGGACCUGGAACAGGCUGUACCAGGACCAACUGCUGGGGCUUUCAGCAGUGCACCCUCUAGCCGCCAACUGGAGGACCGCGUUGACCACGUAGUGGCAAUGCUCAGCGACAUCAGCACCUUCGCUGCGCCGACCACCACCAUCAGCAGUCAGCUGCAUACAUUGAAGACCGAGGUCCAGCAGCUGCAGACGACGAACGCAGAUGGCAAUCCGAAGAUGUAUAAGAUGCCAACUUUCAAUCUGGAGAGGUUCGACGACUACACGCAGCAGGAUCCGGUCCUCUGGUGGGAAGCAUUUACACGCAACUCAGGAUUCUGCCCACUUGAAGGACAAAAUCACAUGGGAGGAACUGACACGGCUGUGGAAGAAGCGGUUCAUCGUCGACGGCGCGCCGACACUCGCCAUCAACCGUCUGUUCACCAUGUCACAGGGCAACACUGCAACACGGGACUGGAUCACAGAGUGGCAGAAGAUUCGGCAGUGCCCAAUCUGGAGUUGCCUUUCACUCAUCUCAGACGUGAGUUCUACAACAGGUCCUGUGCUGCAUUGAGCCAGGCCCUUGGUGAUCGCGAGCAGUACUCCACUUUCGCCGAGAUUAUCGACAAGGCGAGAGAGAUCAUCAAGACCAACAGGUCAGCUGCACACGAGAGGUCAACAUGGCAGCUGACCUAUGUGGAGAAGGUACGAACUGGUCCGCGACAGCAGCACUUCGCUGCAGUCCAGCAGAACAGUGGAGAUAACCCAACAGCCACUCCAGCAUCAAGUGACGAAGAUCAGGUGGUUGCUGUCCAGCCGCGAAGCAACAACAAGUCCUGCAACAAUGGGAAGGCGAAAUCCGCAUCGCAGGCCGGAAAUGGACAGCCAGUACAAGUUCCAUGGGUCAAGUUUGGCUUGACCGAGGCGGAGUACAAGCUCGACCCGUUGACGUUCACGGACUUCCAGUGGAUGCCCGUUCCCUCAACCGGACGAUUGUCGAAACCGCAUUGCAAUGUGCUCAUGGCACAACUGUGGGACUACUUGCACACUGCAGUACCAGCUUCGUUGAUGGACGCCGGAGCAGAGGUUGUCGACCUUCAGGCUUACAUCGUGAAGAUCGACCGCGAGUUCAAGACGCAACGGUACGACGACAUCGACGCACCAUUGCUAUAUGUACGCAUUCAGAUCGGAGAGGCAACCUGCAGUGCCUUGAUUAAUUGCGGAGCAUCUCGCAACUACAUCAGCCAGGACUUCAUGGUGCGCGCCGGCCUUGGCCCACGCGUCCGGAGGAAGCCCCAGCCUACGCAAGUCACAUUGGCGGACGGUCACACGCACAAGUCUAUCGACCGGUGCAUUGACAGCGUCCCAGUGUACUUUGCCCCUUUCGCAAGUGAGGCGGUGCCCUUUGACAUUCUGGACACCAAAUUCGACAUGAUCUUGGGCAUGUUAUGGCUGCGAAGCAAGGAUCACCUGGUGAACUUCUUCAACCGCACCGUUCACGUUCGUGACCGGAACGGAGUAUUAGUUCCAUGCACGGUGCCUCUUCCUCACCCUUCGAUCAGCUGCCACGUGGUAUCCGCCGCAAGCAUGCGAGCUUCCAUCAUCAGAGUCGACAUCGAGGAGAUGGGGGUGUCUUUUCUCCACGCCCUCUCGCCCCAUGACACUUCAUCGACGGACUCACCUUCGGACCCACGCAUCACCAAACUUCUCGACGCCUACAGCGACGUGUUCGAAGGCCCGCAUGGAGUAGUACCGGAUCGACCCAUCCGCCACGAGAUCAUCCUCGAGGACGGGGCCGUACCUCCGCGCGGUUGCAUCUACCGAAUGAGCGAGAAAGAGUUAAGUGUGCUUCAGGCACAACUCGACGACCUUCUAAAGAAAGGCUGGAUUCGGCCUAGCUCAUCGCCAUACGGUGCUCCUGUUCUCUUUGUCCAGAAGAAGAACAAGGACCUGCGGUUGUGCAUCGAUUAUCGCAAGCUCAACGCGCAGACGAUCAGGAACGCCGACCCUCUCCCACGCAUCGAUGACCUUCUCGAGCGAUUGGGCGGCGCACAGUUCUUCUCUAAGCUGGAUCUCAAGUCAGGGUACCACCAACUCGAGAUUCGCAAGGAGGAUCACUACAAGACCGUGUUCAAGACACGGUAUGGGCAUUUCGAAUGGCUGGUCAUGCCGUUUGGCCUUACGAAUGCCCCAGCCACUUUCCAAGCGGCUAUGACAACGGAGUUUCGACACAUGCUGGAUCGGUUUGUUCUCAUCUACCUCGACGACAUCUUGGUGUAUAGUCGGAGUUUGGACGAGCAUGUGGAGCACCUGCGCACCGUUUUGGAGCGGCUACGACAAGCCAAGUACAAAGCAAACCGCGGCAAGUGCGAGUUCGCACAACAGGAGCUGGAGUACUUGGGACACUAUGUGACGCCGCAAGGCAUCCGUCCGCUCGCGGACAAGAUCGAGGCCCUACGAGUAUGGCCCGAGCCCACCAACACCACAGAUGUUCCUUCAUUCAUGGGAUUGGCGGGCUACUAUCAGCGAUUCAUCACCGGAUACUCCAGGAUUGCUGCACCUAUGACGAGGUUACAGUCGCCAAAGGUGCCAUUCGUAUUCGAUGACGACGCACACUGGUCAUUCCAAGCACUUAAGACGGCUAUGCUCAUGGCACCCGUCCUUAGCAUCUAUGACCCCACCCCGCCGACGCGAGUGACUACGGACGCUUCCGGCUAUGGCAUUGGGGCAGUCUUGGAACAGCACGAAGGCGACGACUGGCACCCUGUGGAGUAUUUCAGCCACAAAGUGCCUCCCAUCAACUCGCUUGAUGAUGCACGAAAGAAGGAGCUGCUCGCAUUUGUGAUGGCUCUCAAGCGCUGGCGACACUUCCUCCUUGGGCGUCGUAGGUUCACAUGGGUCACAGAGAACAAUCCAUUGACCUACUACAAGACGGAGGACACGAUGAGCAGCACGAUCGGACGAUGGAUGUACUUCAUCGACCAAUUUGACUUCACACCAAAACAUGUCCCCGGCCUCUCCAAUCGCGCAGCAGAUGCACUCUCGCGAAGACCUGAUCUUUGCGCUAUGUCACAUCAUGCCUUCGCAUUCGACGAGGAGCUUCAGCGACACUUCAUCCGGGCAUAUCAGUGUGAUCUGGACUUCGGCACGCUCUAUGCACAACUAUCUUCGGAUCACCCGUCGGCCAGCCAUUACCGCAUUGCCGACAGGUACUUGCUCCUCCACUCAAGAGGCAAGGACUUACUAUGUGUCCCACGCGACCGUCGUCUUCGAACUCGCCUCCUCGGCGAGUACCAUGAUUCACGACUCGCCGGCCAUUUCGGAGUCAACCGCACUAUUGCACGGCUUCGACAGCGAUUCCGAUGGUCCGACCUCAUUACCGAUGUCACUCGGUAUUGCGACUCUUGCGAAGUUUGCCGACGCAGCAAGCCCCGCAACCGCAAUCCCUUCGGCGAGUUACACCCGAUGCCUAUCCCAUGGGAACCCGGUCUCUCCAUUGCCAUGGACGUCACCGGUCCGUUUCCUCGCGACCAGCUCGGGCACGACGACAUCCUCACGGUUGUGGACCGAUUGAGUAAGUACGCGAGUUUUCUCCCUUGCAAGUACCACUCCACGGCUCCCGAGCUGGCACGCCUCCUGCACACUAGUUGGAUUUGUGGCCACGGUGUACCAGAAGACAUUGUCAGCGACCGCGACACUCGUUUCAUGUCGGCGUUUUGGACUGCUCUCAUGCAGGACUCCGGCACAACAAUGAAACCAAGUUCGGCUCGACAUCCUCAGACAGACGGGCAGACGGAGCGGCAUCAAACCGCUCAAAUGAUGCUUCGUACGCUCAUCCAUCCGGACCAAAAAGAUUGGGUUGACCGCCUCCCCGACAUCGAGUUCGCCUACAACACUUCGGUGCAUCCGGCGAUCGGGGUGACUCCAUUCGAGUUGCACCACGGUGGACGGAAAGGCCGGAUCUUCGCAGACCUUCUCCCCCCUCGACCAGCCGACAUUGACGCUGCUUGCUCUCCCGCUUCCGUCCGGAAGUACAGGGAAUUGCUGACUCAAGCCCGCGCAAAUAUGCAAAAGGCCCAAGUCCGCAUGCAGUAGCAAGCCAACAGGCGUCGCGUACCAUGUCCCAUCCGCGCCGGUGAUCUGGUUUGGGUCUCCGCGGAAGAAUUUGCACUGGAACAGGAUGUUUCACGCAAAG